Messenger RNA from Solea solea (common sole), 1065 nucleotides. RefSeq lists its product as uncharacterized. The record is from RefSeq and is a predicted model, not a curated record. Gene Ontology annotation, molecular function: signaling receptor activity. NCBI's taxonomy places the organism in Eukaryota, Metazoa, Chordata, Actinopteri, Pleuronectiformes, Soleidae. The transcript has 4 exons. The coding region runs from base 76 to 798 and encodes 240 amino acids. Gene Ontology annotation, biological process: adaptive immune response. Gene Ontology annotation, cellular component: membrane.
AAGGAAAUAGGAGGAGUACACUGUGACUUACAGCUUUGAUGCUUCGCUGCGCUUUUACAACUGGAAAACAAGACCAUGAAGACAAAUUUGUUGUUCACCUUCAUUUUCAUCCAGCUCUCUAAAGCCUGUGCAGAGGUGAUCUUCAGGAGUCUGAUGGAGAACCAGUCCAUGGAGCUCUCUUGCUCCCUCCAGCAGAACCUGGGCAGCCUGACGCACCUCCACCUGUACCACCGCGGUGUCCAGCACCAGAUCACGCUGCUCUCCAUGGCAGAUGGCGGUGAGGUCAGGCUCUCACCAGAGCAUAGGGGGCGUAUGCAGCUCAGAGGAGGACUGCACUCCCUGCACGUCAACGUCACCAUAUCUCACUUAGAGCACAGUGACACAGGACUGUACAUGUGGGAGCUGAGCUACAGAGAGAUGGACAACACUGACCUCAUCCACAGCGACACAAAGGUUUUCCUUCUGGUUGAAGGGACAGGAAGGCCAUGUCAGUGCUCUUCCACCUACCCUGCUCUGCUGUUGACCAUCUUUGCAGCAGCAGGGCUUGUUUUGCUCUUGCUUAGUUGGCUGUUGGCCACUGAGAAAUGUGUGCUGCAUCAUCAUCACAGUCCACAACCUUCUGCUCCCAUCUACGAGGAAAUGACCAGGAAGCAGCAGAGUGAGCUAAUCCCCCAAAAUAACCACAAGGCCCCCUCACACCUGGAGGAAGACAACUUCCCUGUGUACGCCAACCCCAACAUCCUACACCAACAGGACAACUACUACGCCUGCCCCAGACAGCUCGCCCUCAGAGACUGACGUGGAUUCUGGUGGUGGACUUCAACUGGUGCCGCAAACAUGUACAGGCUGCACCGAUGGAGACUCAAGUUGUGAAGGCACGGAGACAAAACAUUAAAUAAAACAAAUGAUCAAAUGUCACAUUUUAACAGCCAAGAAAAACGAUGCUAUUUUAUUAAUAUUUGAAAGAAGCUCCAUAGUUCAUGAAAACAUUUGUUUCGGUGCAUGUCAUUUAACAAUCACAUUCUAUGAGGAGAAAGAGAUAUACAGAGAGAAAAAAAAAUAAAA